Messenger RNA from Staurois parvus, 431 nucleotides. The record is from the annotation of a GenBank genome assembly. NCBI's taxonomy places the organism in Eukaryota, Metazoa, Chordata, Amphibia, Anura, Ranidae.
AUGGGCCCCUGUACCGCCUCCUCAUGCUGCUGCCAGGCCCCUAAUCUGCCAUGGGCCCCCUGUACCGCCUCCUCAUGCUGCUGCCAGGCCCCUAAUCUGCCAUGGGCCCCUGUACCGCCUCCUCAUGCUGCUGCCAGGUCCAGAGUCUCUCAUGGGUCCCUGUCCGGCCUCCCAUUGCUGCUGUCUCCAUCGCCACACUCUGCCAUGUGCCACUUUCAGGUCUCCUCACUCUGCUGGUGUGUUACAUAACCAUGUCAUAGGGAUGCUGGCAGAUUACGGCUUCCUCCUUGCUUGCUGCCAGGCCCGUAAUCUGCCAUGAGGCCCCCGUUUCACAGCCUGCUGGACUGCGCUGCUGCCAGUGUGUCAGAGUCUCUCAUGGGUCCGCUAUGUACGGCUCUCAUUGGUCUGCUGUCUCCAUCUGCGACACUCUU